UCGAAUCCAGUGAAAUGUUGGGCCAAUUCCGAUUAGUCAACUGUUAUUAAUGGAAUGUAUAAAUAGACUUAUAUAAUGAACCUGACAAUUGGAUGAAACUAGCUCAGGGUCCAAAUACAACGAUUUUAUGCUUUCCUAUUCUUCUAACACUCUCGUUUGUCACAUAAAUAUUAUGAAUUAUGUUUUAUUAGUCAUUAUCACGCAUUGAAAAUAUAACAUAAAAUAACAUCGAUAUAGUUAUUGACGUAUCUGUUUUUUAUGAUAUUUGAUUAAUUUUAAACUCACUUCUGUAUUGAACAUAAAUAUAGCUAUACUUAUCUCUUUUUAUCUACAAAAUGUUAUUACGUCCGAUGAUGUUACAUCCGAUUUUAAUCUAUGAUGUAAUAUAACAGCUUCCUAAGAUAGCAUAUUGAUAUAAAUAUUUAUAAAGAUAAGAUAUGAUUCUUAAUUAAUUUCGAACAAUAAAUAUACCAUAACUUAUAUUGUUUUACAUUAAUAUACGAAUCCGUGUAUGUAUUCGAUUGGGGCCCGCGGGCCCAAAUGAUUCAGAACAUAAUCAUCGAAUGAAUUAAGUUAUGAGAUGAUCCUCCCGCUGUCGGACCGAUCUUCGAUUCUGGAUUUCGUAGACACAGAUGGCGCCUGGAAUUCGAACAAAUACAAUCCCUGUAGCGUUUCCAUUGGCUAGAAAGGACUCGCGAUCUUAGCAUGGAUUGGCCGUUGAUCGUGAUCGAGAGAUCUCGACAAAUCCUGACUGUGUCCUGUAGAGCAAGGAAGGAGGGUACACGAACUGUACGUAAAGUGAUCGUGCCGGUAUCGCAGGUUCGUGCAGUUUUGGUCCAUUGUCAUCGCUUUUGACGGGAUCACGGGGAGCAGCGACUGAUCACGAGAAAUAGAUUGCACGUAUGCACGUAUUGAACGAUAAUAGCUACAUUGACGAGGGACGUAUAAGCAAGUGUACAAGGCUGUACAUCCGAUCAGUGUGUGUAUGCGAGCACAACCGCGUGCGGGCGGUUCCCACACGUCCGUGCAACAAGUGUCAUACACGGGAGCGCGGCGAAUAACCGAUUAUUCCGAAGAGCACCGUGCAUGGUGCUCGUUCUUUCUUCACCGAAUAGAAAGAACGACCGGCGAGAAUGGGUUGUGCGGUGAGCACCACCGGCGAGAAAGAAGCUGCGGAAAGGUCUAAGAAGAUCGACAAGGAUCUCAGAGCCGAUGGGGAACGGGCCGCCAGUGAGGUCAAGCUCCUCUUGCUCGGAGCUGGAGAAUCUGGAAAAUCUACUAUAGUAAAACAAAUGAAAAUUAUCCAUGAAACUGGCUAUAGUAAAGAAGAAUGUGAACAAUAUAAACCUGUAGUUUGUAGUAAUACAGUUCAAAGUCUUAUGACAAUAAUUAGAGCCAUGGGUCAACUUAGAAUUGACUUUGCAGACCCUAAUAAAGCGGAUAUAGCACGUCAAUUCUUUACCCUAGCUUCUGCAGCAGAGGAGGGUGAGCUAACUGGGGAACUGGCACUAUUAAUGAAACGAUUAUGGCAGGACGCUGGAGUACAACUUUGUUUCACACGUAGUAGGGAAUACCAGCUCAAUGAUUCUGCGGCAUAUUACCUUAAUGCUUUAGAUCGUAUAGCACAACCUAAUUAUAUUCCUACUCAGCAAGAUGUUCUUAGAACACGUGUGAAAACAACAGGAAUAGUAGAAACACACUUUUCUUUCAAAGGCUUACAUUUUAAAAUGUUUGAUGUGGGUGGUCAAAGAUCAGAAAGAAAGAAAUGGAUACACUGUUUUGAAGGAGUUACUGCAAUCAUAUUUUGUGUUGCAUUAAGUGGAUACGACUUGGUUCUUGCAGAGGAUGAAGAAAUGAAUAGAAUGAUAGAGUCGAUGAAAUUGUUUGAUUCUAUCUGUAAUAGUAAGUGGUUUGUUGAAACAUCGAUCAUUUUAUUUCUAAACAAAAAAGAUCUUUUUGAGGAAAAGAUCACUAGGAGCCCAUUGACUAUUUGUUUCCCAGAGUAUAAGGGUGCUAAUACAUAUGAAGAAUGUGCUUCUUACAUUCAAAUGAAAUUCGAAAAUUUGAAUAAAAGAAAAGAUCAGAAACAAAUUUACACACAUUUUACAUGUGCUACCGACACAUCUAAUAUACAAUUUGUGUUUGAUGCUGUAACCGAUGUUAUAAUCAAAAACAAUUUGAGUAAUUGUGGUUUAUUAAGUUAAACAUACCAAUAUCUUAUUAAAUCAAAAUGAGUAAAUUGAUAUCUAAGAUGUAUAAACUUACGUGAGUGCACAAAGGAUACACAUGAGACUGAGAACAAAUUGUUAGGAACAGAAAUAUAAUUUGGGUAUACCACCAUGUAUACCAAUAAUGCUAUCUUUCCAUUUUGUCAUCUCCUGUUGGUUUUUACAAUAUUUUUAUACUAUGAAUAAUAGUACUAUGAAAUAAUUUGUUAGAUCCUUAUCUAUAUCUUUCUCAUGCAAAAUAUCAUGACAUUUCGUUGUAAUUGGUUACUUUUAACUUAUUACUUUAUUUUAAAUGACUAAUGUAAAAUUGGAAUGUUUGAAAAUUUAAAUUGUUAUCUUAAUAAAAGAGCAGAUACUGUUUUCAAACAAACAAAUAUCUGGUCUCACUGCUAACUGUGUUUAGUAUAUUAACCAGAACUAGUUAGCUAUUAAUUUAGUAAUACCAUUUUGUAUAUAAUUUAUUCAUUAAAAAUAAUAUGUUUAUACUGAAUGGAAAUGUAUUUCCAUAACAGUGCUCGAAGCUAUUCAUUUCUCUUAUAAUAAUUUGUCCAUACUGCAAUGACAGACACAGUUCAUCAUGUUGACAAUAUAUAUUUAUACAAGCUAAAUUUGAUAAAAAAUUUUGUAAAAAAGACAAGGACCUUUUUAUACGUAUCAUUAAAUAAUGUUUAAAGGGUUGUCAUUAUUGCUCUAUCUGCCAAACAAAUGACAAUGUUAGAAUUAGUUACAGAUUUAGAAAACAGUCUUAUUAUAUUGAUGAAAUAAAUAAAAAACUUUUUUAAAAAAGUGAUAUUUUUUUGAAAUCCUAUGCUUGCCGUUCUGAAAUACAGAGUGAUGGUAGCAGAUUAGUGAAUUUUAGAAAGUAACAAAAUACAUAAUGUAUUUGGUGUAUCUAGGAAACGUAUGUAAAUUACAAGAGUUUUUCUCUUUUUUCACUAAAGUCAUCUCUAUUUACAUUUCCAUCAAAUAGAUACAUGAUUCAAUUUAUAAAAAUGUUUAAGUUCAUGUAUUUUUAAUAUUGUUUUAGAUUUGUAAAUCAUGUCAUUUUAGAUUUGUAACGUUUUCGCGAAAUUUUCCGUUUAGAAAAGACUCAUAGAAAUGAUGAUACUCACACAUUAAGUACUUAUUAUUCCAAAUCUUCCACAAUAAUUAAGAAUAUUUCCUUCGUUGUAUAAACACAGAAUCUCAUUUUAGUUGUAAUUCGUAUCGAUCUCUAUAUUAUAUGUAUAUGUACAAUAAUACAAUACAUGUGAAGCUACAAAAUAAAUAUAGUAAUAUUUUGUUUUUCUGACA
Molecule: messenger RNA, 3521 nt
Organism: Bombus huntii
Lineage: Eukaryota; Metazoa; Arthropoda; Insecta; Hymenoptera; Apidae
Gene: Galphai
Product: guanine nucleotide-binding protein G(i) subunit alpha
Exons: 4
Coding region: 1134-2204 (356 amino acids)
Biological process (GO): adenylate cyclase-modulating G protein-coupled receptor signaling pathway
Cellular component (GO): heterotrimeric G-protein complex
Molecular function (GO): GTP binding; G-protein beta/gamma-subunit complex binding; G protein-coupled receptor binding
Source: RefSeq, a predicted model, not a curated record